AUGUACGACAAUGCUACAAGGGCGCAAGCCCUUACGCUUAAGGCUAUGAAUGUUCCUUCUGACCAAAUUACUGCCAUCACUGGCAUGUCAGAGCGCACGAUUCGGGACGUUUGGAAGAGGGCCAUAGAUCGCGGCUGGAACCCCCAACAAUCGCUUAAAGUUCUUGACAUAUACGUGCAAGAUGCACCUCGCUCUGGCCGGCCGACUGUACAAACCCCAAGGAAGAUUGCAAAGAUGGAGAAGUUAAUUACUAAGAGCAGAGCUGGAAGGGAAUUAAAUACUUACCAGCUUGCAGAAGAGGUGGGAAUCUCAGCCACGACUGCAUGGCGCAUUCUUCGCCGCCACCUUAACAUGCGGAAGACAAAACCUACACGGAAACCUGGGCUACAGAAGUGGAUGAAGCAGGAACGAUUACAGUGGUGCCUUGACUAUCAACACUGGACUCUUAAGGAC
Molecule: messenger RNA, 453 nt
Organism: Mytilinidion resinicola
Lineage: Eukaryota; Fungi; Ascomycota; Dothideomycetes; Mytilinidiales; Mytilinidiaceae
Exons: 1
Biological process (GO): DNA integration; DNA transposition
Molecular function (GO): DNA binding
Source: RefSeq, a predicted model, not a curated record